Molecule: messenger RNA, 6456 nt
Organism: Lymnaea stagnalis (great pond snail)
Lineage: Eukaryota; Metazoa; Mollusca; Gastropoda; Lymnaeidae
Source: the annotation of a GenBank genome assembly
CUCAAACUGCGACAAAACAAAGACCAAGACUUCCUUUUAAACAGUUAUUUUGAAAAUGUUUAGCACCGUUACGAGCUGGCUCGGUGUGGGUCAAAGAUCCAAGGAAACAGAAGAGAACAAGGAAAAUGAAGGACAAGUUCAUUCAGAUAGUAAAGACAGCAUCAGCUCAACAUCAGUCGAGACGAGUAUAAGCUCCAAAGAAGGAUUGACAGAAACAGAAUCAGAGGAUAAUGAGGGGAAAGCUUCAUCCUCAUCUGAUUCAUCUCAUGAUGCUUCUCCAUUAGAAACUUUGGAAGAUGUGUCAGCUAAAGCUCUGAAUACUGCAAGGGAGUUUGGAAGUAAGAUUUCAUUUUCAAUAAAUAAUGUCAAUAAAAUAAAUAAUGUUAAUGUUACUGUUACAGUUACUUACUGUUAGUGUUAGUUUCCAGAACCAGAGUUCAGACUCCAGCUCAGGAGUCUAAAAUUAAUGUACUGUUACUGUUAGUGUUAGAGUUAGGGACUGUUGUGAAGUGAAUACAAUUUAAAUUGUUUCCCGGGCAGUUUCCCGGGUUUGCAUGUGCUUAGGGGUGUCAUCAAUGAAGAUGAUCUUCCAAAAUAGGAAAAAGCAUUACAUGGAGGCCCAUGAACUGGAAGAAAAGUAAUUUUUAGUGCAAAAUGUUUGUACAGGAUACUCAUACUACAUAAAUCAUAUGUUUGUACACAGGAAGUGGCUGCAAAAUUCACUGAUGACAAAAGCAGCUGCUUCCUUUGAAGUGCAUCAAGUUCUUCUCUCUUUGCAAUUGUAGACCUGUCACUGGGGAGGAGGGGGACUAUGAAUUAACGCUCACCUGAGUUUGAAAUCGACUUUUGUGUUGUGCAGAAUGUGCAUAUUCAGCACCUUUACUAAAUAAACUCAGUGCCAACCUGCAAUUUUUACAUUUUCGUUAAAUAAAUAGAUUAUAAAUAAUAGAUUAAAGUAAUUUGAUUAUAAUCAUGAUUUCUGUAAUAUAUUCCUCUCUGUAAGUAAUUUAAUAAUCUCUCUUUGCAAUAAUUUAGUAAUCUAUUCACUAUGUAUACAUAAAUCAAAAUCUUACAAUAAGUUAAGAUUUGAUGACUGAACAGUAAAAUAAGCCUUUUUGCAAUCUGCCACAUCUCUUUUAUAUAUAAAAUUAAUAGUCCCUCACAUAAAUUCGCUUCUUCUAUUUUUUGUUUUAUGCCAUUCAUAAUGAUAUACCGUAGUGUUUUAUUCUUUUUUUAAAGACAUUUAAUAUUUAUUUUGGCUAAUUUAGGCUUACAGAUCCCCUGUGUUUAUUUGACUGAUAUAGCUCCCCCUUUUUUUAUUCACUAGAGUGAAUGUUUCUUUUUUAUAAAUAUUAAUACGCCUAUAAAAAAAAAUAUAUUUUGCUUUUAUUUGUUUUUCUGACUUUCUUUUCAUAUUAAUGGCAUUUCAAGGGGUAGAAUUAAAUGUAGAGCUGAUUUUUAGAGAUAAAAAGAAGAAGAACGAGGCUGUUUGAAUAUGAGUGCACUGACAAGGUUCCAAAUGCAUGUGACUCAGAAAAAAAAAGAAAAAUCACAUGUUUAAUGAAUCCUGAAUCAUAGCUAUAAAUAAUAAAUACAUUAUCAGAGAGAUUUGAACAGUUGCAAAGUGUCAAUAUCACAUGAGGAGUUUUAAAUGACCUAAAAAUUCUGACAGACUCAAAGUAUCAUGUCAAGAUUUGGAGAAUAAGUUAAGGUAUCAAGAAAAAGCGAUAUACAUGGAUGUGAUCUGUUGACUGAAACACAUAUAGCCAAAGAUAAAUUUCCUCAUGGUAUAAAGUUUCCAAUAGAAGCUGAUAAAUUCAUAAAACACUUAAUAAGGUAUUGGAUGUCAUGCCAAAUCUGUGGGUAGCAUUGAGAAUAAUGCUUACAAUACCUAUUACUGUAGCCCCUGUCAAUAAAAGCUUUAGUAAACUAAAUCUUAUAAAAAAACACAUUUAAGAUCAUCCAUGUUUCAAGACGGAAUAAAUUCUUUGGCAAUUGUGUUUUAAAGAAAAUUAUAUUGUAAAGAAUACAAAUAUAGAAAGUGCAAUAUAAAGAUUUGCUGAUCUAAAGGCUACAAAGAUAAGUCAUGGGUAGGCUAAUUGUUCAUACUGUCCAAAUACAAGUUAAGAAAGACAUUAUUAUUGUUCAUUGUUUGUUAAAAAAAACAGACCUAGGUAAAAAAAAAAAAAAACAACUCAUUACCCAACCCCCAGUUGCAAAAUUUUGUAUUGAUUAUACGUAAAAGGGGCAUCAAAUUCAGCUUGCCCAGGGUGCCAGCUACCGUAGGGCCUGUAUAGGCCUAUUUAAGCUUUAUUACAACAGACAUUCUACUUUCUAACAUAUAAUUAUAUUUAGGCUGUGUAAAAACAAAUAUUGCCAGAAGCAAAUAUAUAUUUUUUUGUUAAAUUGAUCUAUAAAGUUAUCUAUUCCUUAUAAACUAAACAUCAAUAUAAAGUUGGCUCAUGGCCAAUAUCUCUUCACAUUAAUUUAUUGAUUUAGCCUCAUUUCCCCAUUGCUAAUUAUAGUUUUGUUGUUGUUGUUUUUUGUUUACUUUAGACUAUAUGAUAAUAUUUUUUUUUUAAAAUCAUUUCUAUAAUUUAGUAUAAUGUAUACCAAUGGGAUAAGAAAUCAUGUUAUUUGGCCAAUAUUUUGAAAUAACUGUUAAUUUUAAAAGUAGCUUCUAAAAGAUGAGGUCCAAAUUAAAUAAUUGUUUAUGGCCUACGUCUUGUAGUAAUUAAAGACUUGGCACAUUUUAUACAUUGAUUGCAUGAUUGUUGAUAUUUGUGUUUUCUGUUUUAGGCUAGUCCUUUUCAGAAUAUAAAGCUUGUGAGUUCAUUCAUUAAUAAAUAAGUGUUUUUCUUCAGACAUUCUGUUCAGCUUUGGUAAAGCUGCCACAAAAACAGUGACAGAUACUGCUAACAAGAUAAAACAUACUGUUGAGGAAAAGGUGGGUUUAACGUAAAACUCUUUUUAUGACUCAAAUAAUAGGGUCAAUAAUUAUAAACUGCAAAUUUUAAUUAUAUUUUAACUUUUGAUCAUUUUUUUUUAAAUUUCAUUUUCUUAAAUCUUAAGAUAAAUUUCUAUUUAAAAAAAAAGUCUCUGAUUGCUCAUUUCAGGGUCAUGUGUUGUAUUCAUAUGAUUAAAAAAUCUAUACUGAAUGAGAAUCGCAUCAUGAUUUAAAGUGAAUCACAUCUCUAAACAGGACUAAAAAUAUAAGACAUAUGAUAACAUAAAAACAUCAUUGGGUGCUGUAACCUUUUGCAAGUCUUGUGACAAAGACCUCAAUAUUUACAACACAUUUUUUUAUGCAAAGUCUCCAUAUUGAUUCUAGGGUUAGGUAUAAAAAAAUGAAAUAUUUUUUCCAUACAUAAUUACAUGGACAAUACUUUAUGUGAUUUGAAAUACAGGGCUGUAGGCAUAAGGGAUCAUAAAAUCUGUUUAUGACAAUGCUCAGGAGUGGGGUCAAACCACAGAUAUUCUGUAUUAUCGACAUCUUGUUACACAAACAACUUAAUUGAACAACUUACUAAUUCCUAGAAACGGGAGAUUUUUAUUUAAAGUGUAUUUUGCUUACAAUUAUUCCUGAAAUCAUGAAUGCAUAUAGUUUUCUUUUAGACAUUUACCUGAUUUCAAUCAAAUUUCUUCAGACCAUUCUGGGAGAUUUUACCAGGGAGCAAGAUAAGUUUAUGGAAGAGAAUAGGGAGAAAGUUAAACAGCAGGAGGCUGCAGUGGCUCCCUGGGUGGGUUUCAAUGAUGAAGACGACCUCAAGACACAGAUUCUGGCUUUGUCAUUGGUAAUGAGCAGCAAUCUCAGGAGAUGUUGUAAAUCAGUGGUUCUCAACCUUCCUAAUGCCGCGACCCUUUAAUAGAGCUCACCCUGUUGUGGCGACCCCCAGCCAUAAAAAAUUUUCGUUUCUCCUUUUUAAUUGUAGAGCGUUUGUGUUUUCAGUUGGUCUUAGGCGACCCCUGGAAAAGGGUCGUGCGACCCCCCAAAGGGGUCGCGACCCACAGGUUGAGAACCGCUGUUGUAAACAAUCAACAUUAACUGUAUACAAACACUUUAUUUAAAAAAGCAUUUGUUUAAGCAAAAGAAAAUGAGCAUUUACACCACAACAGUUGGUCAGUCAGAUAUUGCUCCUCUUAAUUGGAUAUUUUUGUUUAGAAUGGUCUCUUGAUAAUUUUAUGUGAUAUAAUAACUUGAAAAUAUCUUAACCUCAAUAUUUUCCAAAUAAAUUAUUAAAAUGUGUUGUUCAGUUUUAAAAUUGUGCCUAGCAUCAUUACUUGUAAAAGUAAUUUUUUUAAAAUUUAAAUAUGAGCCAAGAGAUUUUUUUUUUAAAAUAAAACAUUUAGCUCCUACUUAAGUCUUUCUGUUUCAGGAUAAAAGGAACUUUGUGAGAAAUCCACCUGCGGGGGUUCAGUUUCAAUUUGAUUUCAACAGCUCUUACCCGGUGGCCUUGGCCACAUUACAGGAGGAUCCUAACUUACAAAAAAUGAGAUUUGAUCUGGUUCCUAAACAGUAAGAUUGUUUGCAAUUCUCUUUUCCCGUAAUAUAAACUUUGUUUCGAUUCGAAGGUGUCAAAACACAAGGCAACAUUUUUUAUCUAUUAUCCCAUUAAAAAAUUGUUAACAACUCAUGGUUGAAAAAUUUAUUUUAAAAAAAUUAAGUAACUCAUGCGUAUCGGUGUUUCUUUUGCCUAAAACCUUGUUUAAAACUUUAAAGUUUGAUGCUCUUUAAUUUUUUAAAAAUGUUCUAAUGAUUAAAGAUUUAAAAAGCUUAUUUGUAAGAGUCAUUUUGAGAUAAUAGUUGGAUUUGUAUUGUUGUUUUUUUUCAAAAAUACAUACUAAAUAACAUACAGUUUAAAAAUUAAAUGAAUUUGUCCAGGUGUUAAUAAUAUUAUAUGUUGAUUGAACAGAGUGAAUGAGGAAACAUUUUGGCGCAACUACUUCUAUAGAGUCUCCUUAAUCAGACAGUCAAGUCAGCUGACCUUAUCCCUAUCACAGCAAUCAGGUGAGAAUUUAAAAGACAUUGGUAAAAAAAUAUUGUUCCUUUUAUCUCUAUAUUUGGUUCAAAGUGCUAUUAAAGCUUUGUGAUGUCUUUUGUUAAUUUGCCCUCCAUAGAACUUUCAUGAAUGUAAGAGGAAAAUUGAAUUAAUUUUAACAAAACCUUAUCAUUUACAAUUAUUUUUUAUAAAUAAAUGUAUCUUAAACGGUCAAAACUAAGAGGUAUAUGUUUACUAAAACGGGGGUGGGGGGAAUGGAGGGGGGGGGCCGAAAGAAGAAUAAUCGCCUUUAUUCUUUUUUUAUUUUUAAAUUAUUUUAAAUUUAUUAAGGUAAAAGAAAUUAAUCAAUAAAUAAUUAUGUUCAUAGAUCUAUCAUUCAUUUCACAAGUAAAUAAAAUAUUUUUAGAAAUUAUUUAAAGAUCAACUUUUGAACGGUGGCUUUAUUAUUUAUUUUAGCAAAUAAGAUUUUUAAAAUUGCUUGAUAUAUUUUUUUAAGAAAUCAUUUACAUUUAUGGGAACUACAAACUCUUGUGAGUGCUAAGAGAGUCCAUCGUAAAUAUGACAUUAUCAAAACAUUCCGGGGGGGCCACUUUUAAUUUAGAGUGGUUUGCUUAAAGUGUUGUUUUUUUUUUUGCUUUUUUUUUUUUUUUGUUUUACAUUACCCUCUUCAUUAAAACAUUUUUCUUUUUUUUUUCUUUUUCCCUUCUUAGUUUUCAUCUUUUUAAAUUUUUUGCUUUAUUUUUUUUAUUUUUUUUUUUUUUUUGUUUUUUUUUUUUUUUUGUUAUACAUUACCCUCUUCAAUAAAACAUUUUUCAUUGUUUGUUCUCUGUGCCAUCUUAGUUUUCAUCGUUUUAAACUUUGUGCAUUAUUUAUUUUAAUGGACAGCUUAUGUUAAGAUAAAAUGUAGAAAAUGUUCAAAGUCGCUGGAGAUCAUUUCAAGAAAUAUAAUUGUUAGAUCCUUAUUGAUUAUUUCCUUUUAUUCAGUGCUUUGAUGUUUUGUUUGGCUUAGUAUUUUGUUUUGCACUGCUUUUGAGAAAGGUGGUUGAAAUUAAAGGGAAAAAAACAACAGAAAACCAUUUUUGAUUUUAAAAAAAAAGGUAGUUUUCAAAUUGUUCAGGAUAAAUUUAUUUUUUUUUUCAUAGUCUGACACUGCUUUUGAGAAAGGUGGUUGAAAUUAAAGGGAAAAAAAACAACAGAAAACCAUUUUUGAUUUUAAAAAAAAGGUAGUUUUCAAAUUGUUCAGGAUAAUUUUUUUUUUUUUUCAUAGUCUGACAAAGACCUGACCUUUUUGUGCCAGGGUCAGGUUUGAAUAUGUUCCUUGUCUUCAACUGCCGUUCUCCUCCUGAAACCCACCCGCCACAUUUGUUUGUGUGUGUCUUAUAGUUUUGUGUGUGUGUCACAGGUAAAAGUUCCAGCAGCAGCUCAAGAAGGUCAUCGACGGGAAGUGAGCACAAAG